Molecule: messenger RNA, 1597 nt
Organism: Drosophila elegans
Lineage: Eukaryota; Metazoa; Arthropoda; Insecta; Diptera; Drosophilidae
Product: prolyl 4-hydroxylase subunit alpha-1
Exons: 8
Coding region: 6-1523 (505 amino acids)
Biological process (GO): peptidyl-proline hydroxylation to 4-hydroxy-L-proline
Cellular component (GO): endoplasmic reticulum
Molecular function (GO): procollagen-proline 4-dioxygenase activity; L-ascorbic acid binding; iron ion binding
Source: RefSeq, a predicted model, not a curated record
AAACCAUGUGCUUAAUUUUAAAAAUUUGCCUAGUUUCACUGAUACUUCCAGGGGCUCUUUUUGAAAUUUUGACUGAUCAAGCCAUGUCUAUAGCUGGAAUGAAAAGUCUAGUAGAUAUGGAGGGUUUAUUCAUAAGCGAGUUAACAAACUAUGCAAACGCCCUUAAGGACAAAAUCGAUACUAUAGAAAGUUUUCUACAAAAUGUACAAUCCAAACGAGAAAUUUCUCGGAAAAACCCACAGAAGUUCGUUGCUCAUCCACUCAACGGAUUUUCCCUGAUUCGACGAUUGCAUGAAGAUUGGACUAACACAGAGUUAUUAAUGUCCAAACAAGUGGGUUUGAGCAACCUAGAAGCCAUUAAAAAAGGUUUGGACGAAGCACAACCCACCGAGCAAGAUCUGGAUGAUGCCAUCAGGGGAGUCUUCUCACUGCACCGAUUUUAUAAUCUACAACCAGUUGACAUAGCCAAUGGAGUUCUGGGAGGACAAAAGUAUAAUGCCAAAAUGAGUACCCUUGAUUGCCAGGUUUUGGCUAACUCCUUAGUUAACUCUAAUAGGGAAAGGAUUGCUUUAGAUUGGUAUAAAACUGCAGUAGAUCACUACGAUGAAGAGCGAGAUGGACAAGUCUACAGGGAGGUAUUCAACUUUACGCUGGCUGAUUUAUACACAAAUUACACAGAAACUUUGGUAGCGAAGGGUUUCAUUUCUGCCGCCUUGAAUAUUCUUCGAAACGUAUCUGAUUUGGAUGCUGAUCUCUGGUCACUUCACAGAAAAAUCUAUGAAUAUGCUAAAGCUGAUAUUCCGGAUACUUUUUUUGUCACUGAACCAUGGGUCGGCCACAUUGGUUGUCAAGGAUUAUGGGAGCGCAGAAAAUAUUUUAGUUGUUUCUAUGAAAGCGGAAGGACAGCGUUUUUAAGGAUUGCCCCACUUAAGGUCGAAAUUCUCAGCUUAGAUCCCUACAUUGCAAUCUAUCAUGAUGUAAUCUACGACAGUGAGAUCUCAAGGAUGAAAAAUAUUUCACUCCCUCUACUAAAUGGUCCUUUGCGAUUCAUAUAUAGUGAUGAUUAUAACCUAAAGUUUGCUAAGCUCAAUGAGGAGCACCAAAGUGCGCUAAAUCAGCGCGUAACGGACAUCACUGGAGAGAACGAAAAAGGGAAUAGCGACUUUAUGAUAUACAACUAUGGUAUUUGUGGGUUUAGAGACUCCCAUGUUGACAACUUAGAACUAGAGGAUCAAACGGCAGAAUUAGGCGACCGCCUUACAAGUAUAAUGUUUUUUUUGAGCGACGUGGCCCAAGGUGGUGCCACUGUUUUUCCUUAUGCAAAUAUCACAAUCUGGCCCCAAAAAGGCAGUGCUGUGGUGUGGCGAAAUCUGAAUCAUGCCAUGCAGCCUAACGAAGAUACUUUCCACAUGUCAUGCCCGGUUAUUGUGGGCUCUAAAUGGACCCUCGUCAAAUGGUUACACCAAAAUCCUCAAAUGUUUUCCAGACCUUGCGAAAAAGAGUAUACAAAAUUCAACUUAUGAAUUUCACUUGAACGAGACACUUGAAUUAAGCGUGAAAUUAAAAGCGUUAAAUAAAUAAUUUCAUGAAAAUUUAA